CGGAUCGCAGUGCUCACUCACAUUGCAGGAACCCGCCAGUCUGCGGCGGAGAGAAACAAAACAUUCGUCUCAUUGCCCUCCCUCGUGCAAUCCUCUUUGCUCGUGCACUGGCACACUUACAGUCUCACCAUGCAAGCGAUCAAAUUUCUUCCCCUCGUAGGCGCCCUUGUCGCCGGGGUCUCUGCUAUUCCCGGCCCUGUUGUCCAUAAUGGCAGAGGAAUGGGUCCUAAGCUUCAGAUUUCUCCACGCCAGCUUCCUGCCGAACCUACUGGUGUCCAAACCAUAAUCAGUCCGAAUGGCGCCAAUAUCACCUACAAAGAGCCAGGCAAGGAAGGUGUUUGCGAGACCACACCAGGCGUGAACUCUUACGCCGGUUUCAUCAACCUUGGAGAAAACGUGCACAGCUUUUUCUGGUUCUUCGAGUCCAGAAAUGACCCUGCCAACGACCCCAUCACGCUAUGGCUCAACGGUGGGCCUGGAAGUGACUCUCUUAUCGGUUUGUUUCAAGAACACGGGCCCUGCAAUGUCACCGAAGACCUGGUGUCUCAACUGAAUCCCUACUCGUGGAAUGAAGCUUCAAACAUGAUCUACCUCAGCCAGCCGUUGGGUGUUGGCUUCUCAUAUGGCUCAAAGGCGCCGGGUUCCUUGGACGAGUUAGGAUCCUUCGUCAAUGCUUCUGAGGCCAACGUCACCGGCAGAUACCCGGUCAUUAAUGCGACCGCUAUUGAUACUACCGACCUAGCUGCUAUCGCCGCUUGGGAAGUCCUGCAAGGCUUCUACUCAGCCCUACCUCAACUUGACUCCAAAGUCCAGUCCACCCAAUUCAACCUCUGGACAGAGUCCUAUGGAGGACACUACGGACCUGCCUUCUUCAACUAUUUCCAGCAGCAAAACCAAGCGAUCCAGAACGGUACCCAGACGGGCAAAUAUUUCGAAUUUGUUAACUUGGGAAUCAUUAACGGCAUCAUCUCCGAAUAUAUCCAAGCGCCAUACUAUCCCAAAUUCGCCGUUGAGAACACGUAUGGAAUCCAACUUGUCAACCAGACCGUCCACGAUUACAUGGAGUUUGCAUGCUUUAUGCAUAAUGGAUGUUUGGACCAAGUUGCUUUGUGCGGUGAAGUCGAUACCACCACGCUCAGUGGCCAGGCUGUCUGCACCGAGGCUGAGGAUAUGUGUCGUGACAAUGUCGAAUCCCCAUACUACUACUACGGUGACAGAGGCGUGUACGAUAUCCGCCACCCAUACGAGGAUCCCACACCACCUACAUACUUCAUCGAUUACCUCAAUCAAGCGUCCGUCCAGAAUGCACUAGGCGUCGACACAAACUAUACCACAGACGCCAACGACGAAGUAUACUUCGCCUUCCAGCAGACGGGUGAUUUCGUCUUCAUCAACCUGCUGGAGGAUCUGGAGCAGAUCAUCAACAGCUCCUCAGUCCGGGUGACGCUCGCAUACGGCGAUGCAGACUAUAUCUGCAAUUGGUUCGGUGGAGAGGCUGUCUCGCUUGCAGCUCAAUGGCCGCACGCUGCUGAGUUUGCCGCUUCAGGUUACACCCCGUUCGUCGUCAAUGGCGUCGAGUUCGGCGAGACCCGAGAGUACGGCAACUUCUCGUUCACGCGAAUCUACGAAUCUGGUCAUGAGGUACCGUAUUACCAACCCGUGGCCGCCCUGGCGCUCUUUGAGCGGGCUAUCGGCGGAAAGGACAUUGCUACUGGCACCAUCCCGGUGGAUGGUACCAACGGUGGCACCAGUGGCGAGCCAUUGGCGACGCACACCGAGUCUUUUGUGCCCUUGCCGAGCUCGACUGCAUCCGCGAGCGGGAGCGCAGCUCCUCUGCCCAGAUAUAGGAGAUGGGAUUCUUGAGCGUGACGAGGUGAACGAUGACAUGCUUACCGACAUAGUAAUGAGUAAUGGUACUAGUAUUUCGGACAUGAUGAGUUAUUCC
Messenger RNA from Exophiala xenobiotica, 1945 nucleotides. RefSeq lists its product as uncharacterized. Bases 130 to 1863 code for a protein of 577 amino acids. NCBI's taxonomy places the organism in Eukaryota, Fungi, Ascomycota, Eurotiomycetes, Chaetothyriales, Herpotrichiellaceae. Gene Ontology annotation, molecular function: serine-type carboxypeptidase activity. The record is from RefSeq and is a predicted model, not a curated record. Gene Ontology annotation, biological process: proteolysis. The transcript is spliced from 5 exons. Gene Ontology annotation, cellular component: fungal-type vacuole.